UCUCCUUUAUUUCUUCAAGCAAAGUUUAGUAGAUAUUUAACUAAGAUACCCACUUUCUCCUUUUUCCUUCUAAGCCACAGAAAGCAGGAAAUGGCGUUUCAGAUGAUGCAGACUUUGCCAUUUCUGAUUUUCUUGCUAUGUUUUCAUGGCAUCAAUGGAGACUACGGUGGCUGGCAAGUUGCACAUGCGACAUUUUAUGGUGGCAGUGAUGCUUCUGGCACAAUGGGGGGAGCAUGUGGGUAUGGAAAUUUGUACAGUCAAGGUUAUGGAACAGCCACUGCAGCUCUAAGCACGGCGCUUUUCAACAGUGGCUUCAGCUGCGGCGCAUGCUACCAGAUACGCUGCAACAAUGAUCCUCAAUGGUGCCUCUCCGGUACCAUCACAGUCACUGCCACUAAUUUCUGCCCUCCCAACUACGCAUUGGCUAAUGACAAUGGUGGCUGGUGCAAUCCCCCUCUCCAACACUUCGAUUUGGCUGAGCCUGCCUUCCGGAAAAUCGCCCAAUAUCGCGCUGGAAUCGUCCCCGUCCUCUUCAAAAGGGUGCCAUGUAUGAAGAAAGGAGGCAUAAGAUUCACCAUCAAUGGCCAUUCAUACUUCAACUUGGUUUUGAUAACGAACGUGGGUGGCGCUGGGGAUAUCACGGCAGUGUCCAUCAAGGGGUCGAGAACGGGAUGGCAACAAAUGUCAAGAAAUUGGGGCCAGAAUUGGCAAAGCAAUUCGUAUCUGAACGGGCAAAGCCUCUCAUUCAAAGUGAUGGCCAGUGAUGGAAAGGCAAUCACCAGCUACAAUGUUGUGCCUGGUAAUUGGCAAUUUGGUCAAACUUUCGAAGGAGGUCAAUUUUAGCUACUGAUUUCUGCAUAUUUCAUAACCGUGUUUCUAAUUAAUGUAAAGUUGUAGAGACAUGUGACAUGGUUUGAGCUGAGGUGACAAAAUUGCACCCGCUAUGCUUUAUUAUGUGUGAUUAUGCAUGCAUAUAUAAAUAAACAUAAUUGGCCAUCAAAA
Mangifera indica (mango) is the source of this 1002-nucleotide messenger RNA. Its product is annotated as expansin-A8-like. Gene Ontology annotation, cellular component: extracellular region. Bases 91 to 843 code for a protein of 250 amino acids. NCBI's taxonomy places the organism in Eukaryota, Viridiplantae, Streptophyta, Magnoliopsida, Sapindales, Anacardiaceae. Gene Ontology annotation, biological process: plant-type cell wall organization. The transcript has 3 exons. The record is from RefSeq and is a predicted model, not a curated record.